Messenger RNA from Auanema sp. JU1783, 540 nucleotides. Lineage: Eukaryota; Metazoa; Nematoda; Chromadorea; Rhabditida; Rhabditidae. The record is from the annotation of a GenBank genome assembly.
AUGGCUCCCACAGUGGACAUUGUGCAGGAUGUUAACAAUCUAAGUAUCAAUAAGGAUAAGAAGAAGAUAGCCGGGAGGUGUGACAUCGAACUGGGGGACGUUACGCAGCAUAAUGUUUUGCAAUUGAAACGUUUAAAUCAGAAUCUCUUCCCUGUAUCCUACAAUGAUAAGUUCUACUCAGAGAUACUGAACGCUGGUCAAUUGGCAAAGUUCGCCUACUUCAAUGAUGUCAUUGUGGGAGCUGUUUGUUGUCGCUAUGAUACUCAUGAAGGACGAAAGUCUUUGUAUAUCAUGACUUUGGGGACUCUUGCACCUUACCGCCAAUUGGGUAUUGGAACGUUGUUGUUGAAGCAUGUGCUCGAUAUUGGAGAAAGCGAUAGCAGUAUCCACAACUUAUUCUUACAUGUACAGGUCAACAAUGAAACUGCCUUAGCGUUCUAUAAGCGAUAUGGAUUUGAACUUGUUGGUGUUGCCGAGAAAUAUUAUAAGAGAAUCAACCCAGACAAUGCGUACAUACUUGUCAAAAAGAUGAGAAACUGA